Colletotrichum graminicola M1.001 is the source of this 1191-nucleotide messenger RNA. RefSeq lists its product as uncharacterized. The transcript is spliced from 2 exons. NCBI's taxonomy places the organism in Eukaryota, Fungi, Ascomycota, Sordariomycetes, Glomerellales, Glomerellaceae. Bases 1 to 1191 code for a protein of 396 amino acids. The record is from RefSeq and is a predicted model, not a curated record.
AUGGGUGGCUUAAUACCUCUGCUUCUUCACCCCGUUGCCGCCGGUUCUCGCGGCAGCAUCGUCUUCCCUACCAGCAAGGCCGCACCAUCAAACGCUCCUACGCCGCAGUCAACAGUAGCGACGGCGACGACGACGACGACGACGACGAAUCUGCCAUCCCCCAGAGCGCGUACGUCUAGGCGGUCGUCAAUGCAGACGCCGGCCUCUCUGCCAGUCCUGCCUUACACAUCUGCAGAAUGGAUCAAGGCUGUCUCUGAAGUUAAGCGUCAAUAUCUAAACCGCAAGUACCGGCCAUGCUCUCUGAGGUGUUGCGAAAUCUUGGACAACAUAAAAGAAGAUGCGAACAUUGAGCCGGCGUACCUGAUAUACCUGCAUUUCUACGCUGCCAGCUCUUUUGACAUGCUUUCACGACCCUUGCAGGGCAAUUCUCCGUACCGAACAAUGCUCCUUCAGCAGGCACGAAAUCACUACUUGCAGGCUUCGGAUCUAAGCAAGACAGCAGACGAGAAUAUGGCUCGCUCGUCACGGUCAUCCUCAGCAGCAACCUCGAGCCUGCACUCUCCUUCAAGCUCCACCUCCUCUCGCGCUUCAUCCCGAACUUGGACGAAUUCAACGGCCUUUUCGUCGCCGACACCGUCUAUCUGUUCCGUCGAGGAUGCCGUGACCAAACUGUCCGUCAGCCACAAAAAGCGCGUCACCUUCUGCGACAUUCCCGAGGAGCCAUUCAUCCGCCCCGACUCCCCCACUCUUGGGUUCGAAGACUACCUAUGCUCCCCGCGAGAGCCCGAGCCACGCUAUCUCCCGGUCCUCCCCGAGGAGCCAGAACCUGUUGACGAGCCCGAGGAGAUGAUGAAGCCACCGACACCCGAGCCUCUGAAUGAGGACUGCGAUGCCUUUGACUUCCUGCAGGAGCGCUCUGUCCAUCGUUACUGUGGUCUGCUCUCCAGCCUCCGAUCGCAGAUCGGAGUCCACAUCGCCGACGUCGAAGAGCGGCUUGUUGCGCCUCCCCACGAUACCACCGACGCCAGCUUGCUUCCCGCCAGAGCCGCGACCCCGGAGCUCAGCGAUGAGCUACGCAGUCUCGAUAUUAAGGCUCGCAUCGAGCGUCUCCGCCAGAAUAACUGGCAGCGUCGCCGCUUCGACGUCAGCCGCUACGAGGCGCUCCGCGAGAGUGUCCUCGCCGAAUUAUAA